GCUUCGUUUAAUCAGUUAUUUUUACACUUUCUAGCGAUUACUAUCUUAUAAAAAAAAAGUAGUUCUUUUUUGACAUCAUUUUGUACGUUUGUAGUUUUUAAACUAGUAAACUUGAGUUAUUUAUGAAAUAAUAGUGUUUUUUAAACAUAAAAGACGGGUUUUCUUUGUUCAAAUAAAUUCAAAGUGCUUCAAGCUGAGCGACGUUGCCGUUCCGCCAUUCUAGUUUUGGGACAACGAAAACGCACGGAAUCGGAUUGAUACCAGCCAUCUAGAUGUAUUAGCAAAACUCACGAAAUCGUGACUUAUCCACAUAAAUCUUCAGUUCAUGAGGUACUAGGGCCGCCGCGCCCGGUCGCGCACUCGGGACGGACGAAGGGGGAAUCGGUGCAGGCACAUACAACGACUUCACGCCGCUGCUGCCCACUGCACUAAGUUAGGUGCCGAUUCACCCUCCGCUCGCACAAAGCCCGACGAUGCAGAGAGCGGGCGCGAGGCACCCGGAUGCUAGCCCGUCGACCUCCGGCGCCAUGGAGGAGCACUAUGCUACGCUCAACGAGUACCUGCAGAUGGAACACAAGUUCCAGCCGAGACUGUGUCUGCCUAAUGAGUCCGAGAACGGUGAAGUAACAACUGGGGCCCGCGACGGCGCGGCGCACGUGAUGCGCUGCCUCAAGGUGUGGUACGACCUGCCGACCGAGGUGCUCAUAGACGCCGUCAGCCUCUUCGACAGGUUCCUAACAAAGAUGAAGGUGCGUCCGUGCCACGUGCCGUGCAUCACCGUCGCCUGCAUGAACAUAGCCAUCGACCAGCACGCCGCGCACACUAAAGAGGCCCGCAAGGUCUCCGUCGAGGAGCUGGUGUCGAUCUCGCAGUCGGCGUGCACGGCGGGCGACGUGGCGCGCAUGUCGCGCGUGGUGGUAGACAAGCUAGCGCUCGCACCCGGCACGCACGCCGUCACCGCGCACCACUGGCUGCGGCUGUUCGUGCGUCUGUUGCAACCGCAUACACCCACACCACCAGAGGAGGCGGAGCUGCUGAAGUUACUGGAGAUCGUGGUGUGCGACGCGUGGUGCGCCAACGCGCGCUGCAGCGAGCUGGCGCUGGUGCUGCUGUACCACCAGCUGGAGCUGCAGCUGGUCCAGCUGGCCCGCCAGGCGCCGCUGCCCGACCACGCCUACCAGCUGUUCGAGCUCGGCGCGCAGCUGCAGCACUACUGCAACAUGAGCGACUUGUCGCUGGUGAGCACUCGCGGGCUGGUGGCGCGCGUGCUGGCGCGCUACGAGGCGCGCGCCGCCGCGCCGCAGCGCCAGCGCCUCGUGUGGCGCCUCUCCGAGCGCACGCUCAAGGUGCUGCGGCCGACGGACCGGCUGGGCUCGCUGCUGCCCACCAUCGAGGAGCAGCAGUACGCGGCGGAGGCCACGCCCAACAGGAACAGAUCCGGCAGCGAAAGCAGCGAGAACGAGGAGACGUCGGACUGGCCGCGCAGCCCCGUGCUGCCCGUCUACUGCGACCACUGAACACAGCGCCCGCCGCGCGGGGCCUCGCGCCGCUACCCGCACUACUCAUGUAACAAUACCCACACGUUUGCAACACCACCCGACUACGGUCUAAAGUCUAAAUAUACAGUACAGUCUAUAGUCUAUCUUUAGGUAUUUAAAGAAAAUUAAGUAAACAAUUUGUACAUUUUCGGGUAGUUGUGACAUGUAUUGGUUAACCGACCAAUCAUAAAACCGCCUGGAUCAGUCACAGAACGACCAGACUUUAACCUACAUUAUUUGAUCGUGUAAUGUUUUCAUCUACCCUCAAUUGGUAUAGGAGCCAUUUGAGGGUAGAUAUUGUUUACUUCUAUUUAAAUACCUACAGAUACAUUGUAUAAAUAGAGGGCUAAAAUGACCUAGUUACAUGGCGACCCCGCCGAUCCAUAAUGCAUGGGUUAAAUGGGGUACUUUAGCAAUCUAUCACUUGGGUACAAAGUAUUUUGUGAACACAACAAUAUUGUUACAUUAUUAUAGAUGUUUUUAAUGAUCUGAUGUGGACGCGAGGCCCCUUGCUUGUCGCCGUCUUCAAAUAUGGCUGGCACUGUCCUAAGUGGUCGUUUACCUGGGGGCUGCACUCUUUUAAAGCUUUCUCGAUCUUACACGUUAAUGACACGAGUAGUUUCUAAUUGUGAAAUUAUAUUUAUUUUGAUAAUCAAAAUAGUGCAGUCUCCAGUACCUCAGUAUAGAUAUGUUUACCUGGUAUUAGGCAGCUUGGAUGUCAACUGGAUGAAAGUAUGUGAUCCCCAUUUUUGAAAAAAUAGUCAAAAGUCCGUGAUCCUGAAAGAUGGUGUGUUUAUGAGUAUUUAAAGUAAAUUGUGGUCUUUUACGAUAUUUGACUGUGUAGGCUGAUUAUUAUUGUUCUGAUAGUCUUUAAAGCAAUAAAAUGCAAAAGUGUUAGCAUUCUGAUUUAAUAAACUAAUGAGGAAGUUUAUCGGCCGAGCGCAGUGAGGUGUCGCAGGAGACGACAGUAUAGUUUAGUUUAACGGUUAAGACAUGGUAGAGUGCCAGUUCAAGCGUGUUUUAACGUUUUAUAAACGAGAAUAGGUAAUUUUUCUACAAAUUUACAGUUUUAAGAUUAAAUAGUGCAAUUCAAGUCGAAAUUUGUCUUGACAUUUUUGGAGUAUUAUUGAAUUUCGUUUAUUGCAUGCGUCCCGGGCGUCGCUUAUUCCAGUGACGAACUCAUACGAGCGCAAAAUAAACUUAAAUUUUUAGGUCUAAGUUAAACUUUCUUUUCUUAUUUUUUUUUCCUUGAUUGCGCUUGUAUGGGCGAGUCGUUAUUGUAAACUAAUAUCAGUCUUUUUAAGCUUUAUUAAAUUUAAUUGUAAUUAAUAGUUUUUAUUUCGAGUAAGCGGCGGCCGUGUUGCCCAUAGCUUUCUACUGUGAUGAUUUUUAUAAGAAAAUGUUGAAAGAAAAUUCCAUAUUGCGUAGUUAUUAAGGAUACCCAUGCGAGAACAGCGUGUAUGAAACGAUAUCCACCGAAAUGAAGUGUACAUGAGCAGUAAGUUAUUUACUAUAAUAUGAUAAUUAAUAUAUUUUUUCUCUUUAAAUACCACUGACUAACUCUCAAAUGAAGAGUUUCUAAAUUUGAUAACAUUUAAUCUAAAACGUUGGCAUUAUUAUUUUCAUUUAUUUACAUUUAUUUUAUAGCUUAAUAAUAAUUCUUAUAAAAUAUUUCGAUUAUUUCAUAAUUAUGUCUAGCUAUAAACGAAUAAAUGACAAAAAAAUUACAAAUCUUUGAAAAAAUAAAAAAAAUGAUCUCAGGUAAUGUUUUCAAUCUGUCGCGA
Molecule: messenger RNA, 3322 nt
Organism: Cydia fagiglandana
Lineage: Eukaryota; Metazoa; Arthropoda; Insecta; Lepidoptera; Tortricidae
Gene: CycG
Product: cyclin G
Exons: 11
Coding region: 474-1517 (347 amino acids)
Biological process (GO): regulation of cyclin-dependent protein serine/threonine kinase activity; mitotic cell cycle phase transition
Cellular component (GO): cyclin-dependent protein kinase holoenzyme complex; cytoplasm; nucleus
Molecular function (GO): cyclin-dependent protein serine/threonine kinase regulator activity
Source: RefSeq, a predicted model, not a curated record